AUGCAAAGACAUCAUCAACAGCUUGUUGAUUCAGAAGUAAAAUCAUCAACAGCAGUGAUGAAGCCUUCUCUUUUAUCGGAGCAUGUUAGAACAUCUUCUUCAACAAGAAAUGAUUAUAUUGAUAAUAUUCAAGCCUGUAUUGAUGUUGGAGAAAAAUUGAAAAGUCUUCUUGGUCCUAAAGCUUUGGAAAAUUUAAUUGUGGAUAGGGAGAGUGGAGAAAUAAUUAUUACUAAUGAUGGUGCAACAGCUAUUGAAUAUAUGAAAUUUAAUAAUCCUCUUGCACAAUUAUUUAUUGAAUUGAGUCAAUCAGUGGAUGAUCAGAUAGGUGAUGGUACUACAUCUGUGGUUGUAUUGGCGUCUUCAAUGUUGGAGCAAUCUUUGAAACUCAUUAGAGAAGGUGUUCAUCCAAUGAAAAUUGUGAAAUACUAUUCGAUUUUUAAUGACAUUAUUGAAAAACAUUUGACUGAAUAUCAAGCAUUAAAAUUAGAAUUGAACAAUGAAUCCAGUAAAUCAUAUAUAACACAGCUGGUCAAGACUACAUUAAAUUCUAAAUUUUCUAGCACUUCGAUUCCAAAUCUAUCCCAUAUUGCUGUGGAUUCAAUGUAUAUAACAAAGGGAGAACGAAGAUUUAUCAAAAUUAUUAAGAGUGGAAAAGCAGAAAACUCUAUAACUUUCAGAGGAUCAAGUACGAAUGAAACAAAAAUUAUAUCUAAUGAAAUAAUUGUAAAUACCAAUUUUAUACACGAGAAUAUGAAGGAAAAUGUAAAUUUAAAGAAUCAAAAAUUAGCACUUGUACUAUUUGAGCUUGAUAAGCCAAAAGCUCACAAGUCAAGGUUGGAUGACAUCAACUCUAUUGAUAAUUCCCAAAUUGAUAGACUUAUCAAAGAGGAAGAAUCAUAUAUUAAGAAAAUAGUUGUUCAACUGAAAAAGCUAGGAGUAGGCUUGAUUUGUGUUCAAGAAAAUCUCUCUGCAGGGUUUCAUGCAGGCGUUUCGGAUACAGCAAAAUUUUGGCUCCAAAAAUCAAAAAUCAAUUGUAUGAUACCCAUCUCAAAAGAUGAAAUGAAUUUAAUUGCAGAUGCAUUUCAGUUACAUGCCAUAUCAUCUAUUGAUCAGCUCAGUAAUUUGGUAGAAAGUGGAACCACAGAAGAAAAAGGUAAAUUUGUUCAAUCAAUAGAAUAUGUGAAGCAUCUUAGUAUUGGAAGACAAUCAUUUAUAUCGUUUGGACAAACCGCAGAACAAUACCAAAAUUAUCCAUGUGCAACUAUUGUACUGAGUGCUCCAACUCAAGUGGCUGUAGAUGAGGUAGAGAGAGCACUACAUGAUGCACUUAGAGUAGUGGAAGUUUGUUUCAAACAUCCUUCACUUGUACCUGGAGGUGGUGCAUGUGAAAUGUCACUCUCGGCCUACAUUCAUUGUAAUUUUCUUAAUAGUACCACAAAUAGUAAUAAGUGCUCUCCCUUAGAAAAACUGAUAAUGGCUAGUUUUUCUAAUGCUAUUGAGGAAGUACCUCACAUACUCAGUCAAGGAUGUCAAAAUCAUGUUCCAUCAGCACUUUUGAAUGAAUUGAGACAUAUUUAUACAGAGUCAAUAUAUCACAACCAACCAAGCCCAAAUGUUGGCAUCUAUCUAAGCAAUCAACAAGAGGAAACCCUUCACCCCAUCCAAGACAUGAAAGAACGGAAAGUUUUCGAAUUACUUCACAGCAAAAUCUCACAAAUGAAAAUGGCUCUGCAAACAGUUCAACGAAUCCUCAAGAUUAGAAAAGUUUUCAUUUCCACUCCUCCAACCACUAAUAAAUAA
Messenger RNA from Naegleria gruberi, 1800 nucleotides. RefSeq lists its product as uncharacterized. Gene Ontology annotation, molecular function: ATP binding; ATP-dependent protein folding chaperone. Gene Ontology annotation, biological process: protein folding. The transcript is spliced from 5 exons. Lineage: Eukaryota; Heterolobosea; Eutetramitea; Acrasida; Naegleriidae. Gene Ontology annotation, cellular component: chaperonin-containing T-complex. The record is from RefSeq and is a predicted model, not a curated record. The coding region runs from base 1 to 1800 and encodes 599 amino acids.